This is a messenger RNA of Trifolium pratense (red clover), 918 nucleotides long. RefSeq lists its product as uncharacterized. Gene Ontology annotation, biological process: negative regulation of abscisic acid-activated signaling pathway. Bases 1 to 918 code for a protein of 305 amino acids. The transcript has a single exon. Lineage: Eukaryota; Viridiplantae; Streptophyta; Magnoliopsida; Fabales; Fabaceae. The record is from RefSeq and is a predicted model, not a curated record.
AUGGCAUCCAAAUCCUCUAGCAUCUCUGCCACUUCACAAGAUCAAGGUGAUUCUUCCAACUCAAAAAAAGUGGCGAUCAUGAAGGAAAUCGGACAAGAUCAACCCUCAAACUCCAAUUCCAACAAGCCCAUCGAUGUCGUGAAACUAUCGAAAGAGGAUUCGGUUGUCGGAUCAAAGGUGCAAGAGCGAGAUUUUAUUGGCGGUCCUAUUCAAGUUGGUUCAUCAUCUGGUUUUCCAAGUAACAACAACGGAAAGAAACAUAAGAACAACGGUAAAAAGGAUAAUUCAAAUUCCAGGUCUUUUUCAUGCUCCUUUUGUAAGAGACAAUUUCCUACUUCACAAGCGUUAGGAGGACACCAGAAUGCUCAUAAGGCAGAACGCACUUUAGAAAAGCAACGGAAACAAAGAUAUAAUAGUGGUGCUUUAGGUUUAGGGCAACCUCACUUUAGCCCUUAUUAUAGUUAUCCAAGUACUUAUUUUACAUCUCCUUAUUAUAGGGCACUUGGGACUAGAAUGGAGUCCUUGAUUCAAAAACCAUCUUAUUUUAAACCUAGGAUUGACCCCCCAUAUAGGCUUGGGUAUGGUCAUGGUGCUAUAUGUUUGCAAGAGACAUUAAAUCCUUCUCUUGUGUCAUUAAGAAAUAUGAGAGGUGGUAAUAGCGGAGUUGGAAAUCUAGAUAUUGAUGGUACAUCUACUUUAAGGAUCGAAGAUGGUACAAAUAAUAAAAUUGGUGCUAUUCUAAAAUUUGAAGAUUCUUUUACAAAUAUUGCUACAAGUUCAAACUUAGACAUAGGGAAAAAAAUUGUUGUGGCUCCUACUCCUAUCAAGGAUGAUAUUCAUCGAUCAAAGUCCAACAUUGAAGAAGAAAUCUCCAACUCUGACAAAUCUUUCGGGCUUGAUUUGUCACUUAAGCUUUAA